AUGGGACCAGAUUCAGUAACGACAUCGGCGUCUCCACCCUGGGAUCCACUUUCUGUCUCCGGAGGCCAGUCUGGGCUCCGAAGUGCUACAACGCGGCGGAGCCCUGGGACACAUUCUAUAAUCCUAUACUUGUCUGGGACACUCCCUUGUCCACUCUUGGCGCAGCCCUAUAUUAGAUUUCGAGAGUUAAAUGCUUGCUUGAGCGGCGGCUUCGGCUCGUUCUUUCUGGACGGAGAUAGAGGCGAGAGGUUAGGAAGCGAGAGGAAGAGUGAAAGUCCCCCCUAUGUUGUAAGUUCAAAGAAUGGCUUGAGUGAAAGCUGGAGUGGAAAAAGACAGAUUGAAAGCAAAGGCAAGGGAGCUGAGAAAGGUGAGAUAGUGCGAAAAGGCAGAGGCGCGAGCCCUUACUAUACUAUAAAGGAGCUUUGA
Messenger RNA from Striga asiatica, 426 nucleotides. Lineage: Eukaryota; Viridiplantae; Streptophyta; Magnoliopsida; Lamiales; Orobanchaceae. The record is from the annotation of a GenBank genome assembly.